GGACCGGACCGGACGGGACGGGCCGGGACCAUGUGCGAGGCGGCGGGGGACGGCGGAGGGUGCGGAGCGGACAUGGGGCCGGCGCGGCGCCGCCGGGGCGAGGGACAGAGCCACCCGCGGACCUGCAUGAAGUGCGGGAAGGGCUCCGCCGCACUCAUCAUCCGCGUCGGGGACCCCUUCUGCCGCAACUGCUUCCACGAGUACUUCGUGCACAAGUUCCGCGCGAUGCUGGGCAAGAACCGCAUCAUCUUCCCGGGAGAGAAGGUGCUGCUGGCGGUGUCGGGGGGCCCAGCCUCCAGUGCCAUGCUCCGGCAGGUCCAGGAGGGGCUCAGCCGGGAGACAGCCAAGAAGCUCCGCUUCAUCCCUGGUGUCGUCUACGUUGAUGAGGGAGCGGUGCGUGGGCAGAGCCCGGCACAGCGGGAGCAGAGCCUGGCCUGCAUGGAGACCCUGCUGCAGGCAACCGGCUUCCCCUACUACCUGGUGCACUUGGAGCAGGCGCUGGAGCUGCCCGCAUCCAUCCUGCGCCCUGGGCCGGUGACACCCAGUGAGCCCAGUGUGUCCUAUAAGGAGGCUGUGGAGGGUUUCAUCCAGCAGCAGCGGCAGAAGGGGUACGGGGACAAGGACAGUGGCACCUCGCCGCCUGGCCCUGGCAGUGGGGAGUCACCGGAGGGUCCCCCGGCUGCCCCCCGCCUGCCUGCUGCUGCCCUCACCCAGGAGCUGCUGAAAGUCUUUGAGGCUGUGCAGACACUGACAGCAAAAGAGGAGCUGCUGCAGAUGCUGCGGAUCCACCUCAUCCUGCAGACAGCCCGGACCAAGGGCUACACCAAGGUGAUGACCGGUGAGACCUGUACAUGUGUGGCCAUCAAGCUCCUCACCAACCUGGCGCUGGGUCGUGGUGCUUUCCUUGCCGUCGACACGGGCUUCAAGGACGACCGCCACGGUGAUGUGAUGGUGGUGCGUCCCCUGCGGGAGUACACGGCCAAGGAGAUUGCCUUCUACAACCACUUCUUCAAUGUCCCCACCGUCAUUGCACCGCCGCUCCCCACCAAGCGCCGGGAUAAGCCCAGCAUCCGCCAUGUGGUAGAGCACUUCCUCAUGGGGCUGCAGAAGGAUUUCCCCUCCACCAUCAGCACCGUCUACCGGACGGGUGAGAAGCUGAGCGCAGAUCUAGCCAAGCCGAGCUGCGAGUCCGAGCGCUGCCUGCUCUGCCUGUGUGCCCUGGACCUCGAUGGGGAGGAGGAGCUGGCCCUGGAGCCCACAUUGAUCAUAGAUGAGCCAGAGAUGGAGAGGAAUGGGUGCUGCCAGGACCCCCUGGCAGCAGGGGCUGAGCACAAAUCUGCCUACAUCCCGCUGCUGUGCUACGGCUGCCGCCUCACCUUCAAGGAGCUGGGUCCUGUCACCACGCUUCCGCCUUAUGUGCGUGCUGAAGCCCAGCGCAGGAUCCGCAGUGCCGAGAUGCAGCAGCAGAACCAGGAGGUUCCACCAGAGGACAAGGAGCUUGGCAAGAGCUGAAAGGGCUGGGGACAGUGGGGGACACAGCGCCAAAUCCCUCUGGGGCACCAGUGGGGCAGGGUGCCAGCCCCCCAGGGGUGCCCUGUAGGAUGGUGGGGAGCCCCUGGGCACCGCUGGCACCCAAGUAGUUGCUUUUAUACCUCAUUUUGGUUACACCUGAGGAGCAGGGAGAGCCCCCAGCCCCAUCUGGGGUAGGCAAGGGUGCUGGAACCCCC
Molecule: messenger RNA, 1727 nt
Organism: Pezoporus flaviventris
Lineage: Eukaryota; Metazoa; Chordata; Aves; Psittaciformes; Psittacidae
Gene: CTU2
Product: cytosolic thiouridylase subunit 2
Exons: 15
Coding region: 31-1512 (493 amino acids)
Biological process (GO): tRNA wobble position uridine thiolation
Cellular component (GO): cytosol
Molecular function (GO): tRNA binding; sulfurtransferase activity
Source: RefSeq, a predicted model, not a curated record